Orbilia oligospora ATCC 24927 is the source of this 1467-nucleotide messenger RNA. RefSeq lists its product as uncharacterized. Gene Ontology annotation, molecular function: L-kynurenine:2-oxoglutarate transaminase activity; pyridoxal phosphate binding. The record is from RefSeq and is a predicted model, not a curated record. NCBI's taxonomy places the organism in Eukaryota, Fungi, Ascomycota, Orbiliomycetes, Orbiliales, Orbiliaceae. The transcript has 6 exons. Gene Ontology annotation, cellular component: cytoplasm; mitochondrion. Gene Ontology annotation, biological process: biosynthetic process. Bases 1 to 1467 code for a protein of 488 amino acids.
AUGCGGCCCUUCAUACCAAUUUUCCCUCUGAACCCUAUUUAUCGUAGUGUGUUCUUACGUCAGUCGCCAUCUCCAAUUGUAGCAAACGCUGCCGCGGCAAACCUCGCUAGACAGUCCGCCGCAUCUGCUGCAACAAACGUCCCAAACCUUGGAAGAAACGUUGGAAUCUCCGUCUUUCAAGCUGCCCAGAUGGCUACUCAAAUUCGACCGGCCAAGCGGGUUGCGAACCAGAAUCAGGAUGUCUGGACAAUUGUCAACGAAGCUGCAAAGAGUAGCAAGGUCUCUCCCGUCAUCAAUCUUGGACAAGGAUUUUUCGGCUAUAACCCGCCAAAGUUUGUGCUCGAUGCUGCGAAGGAAGCUUUGAACCGUGUCGAUUGCAACCAAUACUCCCCCACCAAAGGUCGUCCUCGUCUGAAGAAAGCUCUUGCAAAUGCCUACUCUCCGCAUUUUGGUCGUGAACUCGACCCUGAAACUGAGAUUACGAUAACUACCGGUGCAAAUGAGGGCAUGUUGUCUGCUUUUAUGGCCUUUGUGGAGCAAGGGGAUGAGGUUAUUGUUUUCGAACCGUACUUCGACCAGUAUAUUUCCAAUAUCGAGAUGGCUGGCGGGAAGGUCGUUUAUGUAAACUUGAUUCCACCGGCAACAGGGCAUUAUGAGACUACGCCUAGUAGUGAUUGGGCUGUGGACUUCGAUAUGCUCAGGGAGAGAAUCUCUCCACGGACAAGGAUGUUGGUUUUGAACACGCCGCAUAAUCCCAUUGGCAAGAUCUUUUCUCGCGAAGAACUCCAGAUAAUUGGUGACAUCUGCGUGCAAAAUAAUGUCAUAAUCCUCUCCGAUGAAGUCUACGACCGGUUAUACUACACACCGUUUACUAGAAUUGCCACCUUGAGCCCCGAGAUUGAUAACUUGACUUUGACUGUUGGAUCUGCUGGAAAAUGCUUUUACGCAACCGGAUGGCGUGUAGGCUGGCUCAUUGGUCGCCCUCACCUAAUCCAAUAUGUAUCUGCUGCUCACACUCGAAUCUGUUACUCUACUGUCUCGCCCCUCCAGGAAGCUGUCGCUAUUGGUCUCGAGGAAGCUGAAAAACAAGGGUUCUGGGAAGAAUCCAAACGUGAGAUGAAGGCAAAACAGGUUCGGUUCAAUGCUAUCUGGGACGAGCUAGGACUUCCAUAUACAGACCCAGAAGGUGGCUACUUCGUCUUGGUUAACAUGGCUAAGGUUAAUAUUCCUGUGGAUUACCCGUUCCCUGAUUUUGUUCAAUCCAGACCUCGUGAUUUCAAACUUUCAUGGUUCUUGAUUAAAGAACUCGGUGUUGCUGCAAUUCCACCGACAGAAUUCGUUCAAGCUGGAUCACUUAUGGAAAAACUCACGGAGAACUACCUACGUUUCGCGGUUUGCAAAGACGAUGACAUCCUGGAUGCAGCAAAGGAGAGACUCCGAGGAUUGAAACAGUAUAUGUCCAAUUAA